Messenger RNA from Myotis davidii, 2817 nucleotides. It is a transcript of the gene ADAMTSL2, whose product is annotated as ADAMTS like 2. The record is from RefSeq and is a predicted model, not a curated record. The coding region runs from base 265 to 2817 and encodes 850 amino acids. NCBI's taxonomy places the organism in Eukaryota, Metazoa, Chordata, Mammalia, Chiroptera, Vespertilionidae. Gene Ontology annotation, cellular component: extracellular matrix. The transcript is spliced from 19 exons. Gene Ontology annotation, biological process: extracellular matrix organization.
GCAGCCUGGUGGGAAGUGUGAGUUCCUCCCUGUCUGCCUGACAGCUAUAAAGGCGGCCGCGCUGCGGAGCCGCCACUGGGCUGCGCGCCGCCCUGGGAUCCCCGCUCUGGGUGCUCUUUGAAGUGGAGGAGGGCGGGAGCCGGCGGAAGGGAGCGCGCACCCGCAGCCCUCCCCACGCAGCGGCCCUCGCACACGCACCUGGCGCCGCCUCCCGCGGCCACUCAGCCCCUCUCUCCCCGAGGACAACCUGCCGCCCGGGACAGGAUGGACCGUGGACGGCGGCCUUCACGCUGGGCCUGGUCCCUGCUGGCUGCGGCGCUCGUGGCUUGGGGCGUGGCGUCCACUGGGGCCACGGACAACAACCCCGUGUCCAACAGCCUGGAGGCGGGCGUGGACGCCACUGCCUCCUGGUGGGGGGAGUGGACCAAGUGGACGGCGUGUUCCCGCAGCUGUGGGACGGGGGUGAGGACCCGGGAGCGGCACUGCCUCCAGCAGAGGAGGACGUCCAUCACCGACGCUGGGAACCGAACCUGCACGGGCACGUCCAAGCGGUACCAGCUGUGCCGCGUACAGGAGUGUCCACCGGACGGGAGGAGCUUCCGGGAGGAGCAGUGUAUCUCCUUCAACUCCCACGUGUACAACGGGCGAACGCACCAGUGGAAGCCCCUGUACCCCGAUGACUACGUGCACAUCUCCAGCAAGCCCUGCGACCUGCACUGCACCACCGUGGACGGCCAGCGGCAGCUCAUGGUGCCCGCCCGCGACGGCACGUCCUGCAAGCUCGCCGACCUGCGCGGGGUCUGCGUGUCUGGANNNNCGCAGCCCAUCGGCUGUGACGGGGUGCUCUUCUCCACCCACACGCUGGACAAGUGCGGCGUCUGCCAGGGCGACGGGAGCAGCUGCACCCACGUGACGGGCACCUACCGCAAGGGGAACGCCAACCUCGGCUACUCCCUGGUGACCCACAUCCCGGCUGGCGCCCGAGACAUCCAGAUCGUGGAGCGGAAGAAGUCCGCCGACGUCCUGGCCCUCGCCGAUGAAGCCGGCAACUACUUCUUCAACGGCAACUUCAAGGUGGACAGCCCCAAGAACUUCAACAUCGCCGGCACCGUGGUCAAGUACCGGCGGCCCAUGGACAUCUACGAGACCGGCAUCGAGUACAUUGUGGCCCAGGGGCCCACCAACCAGGGCCUGAACGUCAUGUUUCCUCCCCUCUUCACGGCCCCGGCCUUUGUCCAGGUCCUGAACGCUGAGGCCACACAGGCUGCUGGCCAUGGCCCUCCCCGACGCUGCCCCGGAUGCUCACGGCUUCUGCGGCAGGGCGUGCCCACCAUCUCCCUUGCAGAUGGCAACGCCACGAGGGCAGCUCCCCCAGCGGACAAGGAUGACCAAGAGGCCGACGCCCACCUUCCCUCCCCGGAGUACAUCCCGGCCUUCAUCAUCCUGGCCCCAGGCGCCGACUCCAAGGAUCUCAACUUCACCGAGAUGGUCCACAGAUUCUUCGGGCAGGGCCUGCCCCGGAGAGCCCCGGCCGAGAGCCUCUAUGUGGACUACGACGAGAGCGAGGGGCCCGGCGCUUACCUGCUCAACGGGUCCUACCUGGAGCUGAGCAAUGACCGAGUGACCAACAGCUCCUCCGAGGUCCCCUUCCCCAACGGGAGCGCCAGCCUCCCCGCCUCGGCCGGGAACAGGACGCACAAGGCCAGGACCAGGCCCAAGGCCCGCAAGCAAGGCGUGAGCCCGGCGGACAUGUACCGGUGGAAGCUCUCGUCACACGAGCCCUGCAGCGCCACCUGCACCACAGGGGUCAUGUCCACCUAUGCCACGUGCCUGCGCUACGACGGCAUCCAGGUGGAGGACAACUACUGCGACGCCCUGACCCGCCCGGAGCCAGUCCAGGAGUUCUGUGCUGGGAGGGAGUGCCAGCCCAGGUGGGAGACCAGCAGCUGGAGCGAGUGCUCGCGCACCUGCGGCGAGGGCUACCAGUUCCGCAUCGUGCGCUGCUGGAAGAUGCUGUCGCCCGGCUUCGACAGCUCCGUGUACAGUGGCGUGGUGACCAGGGACAUCCGCUGCUCCGAGGACGAGAAGCUGUGCGACCCCAACACCAGGCCCAAGCGGGAGAAGGAGUGCAUGGGGCCGCCCUGCGACCGCCAAUGGACCGUCUCCGACUGGGGGCCGUGCAGCGGGAGCUGCGGCCCCGGCCGCAUGAUCAGACACGUGUACUGCAAGACCAGCGACGGGAGGGUGGUGCCCGAGUCGCAGUGCCAGAUGGAGACCAAGCCGCUGGCCAUCCACCCCUGCGGGGACAAGAACUGCCCCGCGCACUGGCUGGCCCAGGGCUGGGAGCGGUGCAACACCACCUGCGGCCGAGGCGUGAAGAAGAGGCUGGUCCUGUGCAUGGAGCUGACCAACGGGAAGCUGCAGACCCGCAGCGACCCCGAGUGCGGGCUGGCCACGAAGCCGCCCGAGGAGAGCAUGUGCUUUGAGAGGCCCUGCUUCAAGUGGUACACCAGCCCGUGGUCUGAGUGCACCAAGACCUGCGGGAUGGGCGUGCGGAUGCGCGACGUGAAGUGCUACCAGGGCACCGACAUCGUGGACGAGCUGGGCUUCAAGGGGGCACGGUGGGCCUCCCAGGGGUACUUUGGGGGUGAGGUCAGUGACUCCUCCAAGUCCUGGCCCCUGGACAUCACUCUUCCCCCUGCGCAGGUCAAACCACUUGUGGGGACCCGUGUUGGUCCUGGGACGGGGGGCAGGAUUGGGUGGCAGAGAAAUAGAGCCCGGGUGCCCGCUGUGGGCUGGGAGGCCCGGUGCCCCUGA